Cantharellus anzutake is the source of this 597-nucleotide messenger RNA. RefSeq lists its product as uncharacterized. Bases 1 to 597 code for a protein of 198 amino acids. NCBI's taxonomy places the organism in Eukaryota, Fungi, Basidiomycota, Agaricomycetes, Cantharellales, Hydnaceae. The record is from RefSeq and is a predicted model, not a curated record. The transcript has 3 exons.
AUGACCAUACAUUCCUCCAGUUCUGUUGGCAGGACGUAUCAAAGUCGCAUGCAGCAGCAGUGGCAAUGGGUGCAUAGAUCAGGAAGUGGUAGCAGGCGUGUUCAGUGGGGGAAUGGUGAUAUCGGCAUGGACAGUGAUGAGCAGGGAUGGGCAGAAAAAUGGGUAGCGGCAGACAAGACAUCAUGUCUCGAUUGGAAGAACAAGCGGUGUCAAAACACAGACAGACAGCCAGCAAAUGCAGCUAGCAUCGGCAGCCUACAGGGCAGGGUGAUGUCAACACUGGCAGCGCACGAGAAGCAGCUAGCAAACACAACUAGCAAGGUGGUGUUGACAUCGGCAGCUAAAAUCGCAAGCCCAACGGCAGGGCACAGGGCACAGGCGACGUGGGUACAGCGACUCGACAGCGAGGGGGGAAUGGCAAAAGACGGUGGAACAACCGGCAGUGACAGUGCUGACACACAGACAGCGGACAGUGGAAAGUGGACAGUGGCAACGGCAGGGGGGACUGCAGAGAAUGGCACAGGCAGCGCUUUGAGCAACACAACAAUACUUCCCAUGCCCAUGCCUAUAGUGUACAGCGAGUACGGCUCACAGUGA